AUGACGUCAGCUUCCGCUAAGGUGGGCGAGAUCUUCUCGGCGGCCGGCGCGGCUUUCAGCAAACUGGGCGAGCUGACUAUGCAGCUGCACCCGGUGUCGGACAGCAGCCCCGCCGGGGCUAAAUGGACCGAGACGGAGAUUGAGAUGCUGCGCUUGGCCGUGCGACGAUUCGGCGACGACCUCAACAGUAUCAGCGGCGUCAUCAAAGAUCGCACCGUCGCUCAGAUCAAGAGCACCGUGAAGAGGAAGUUGUACGAGGACAGCAGGGUGCCCUUCAAUGCCGACUCGCCCAAGAAGAGCGCCAAGAAAGCCGUCGCCCCCGCGGCGCCGGUCGCCGCCGGCGGGAUGCAGAGCGCUUCCUCGGCGCCGCCCGUCAAAAAGCAGAAGACCGCAGACGUGACGCUGAGCGCGCUCAACGACUCGGACGUCAACAGCGACCUGGUGGACAUGGACGGACUGGGGAAGAAGCUCAACUUUGACCAAGAGAACCUCAACCUGGACCCCAGUCUCAUCAUGAGCCCGGGAGACCUCCCGCUGCUCUCUCGCUGA
Molecule: messenger RNA, 549 nt
Organism: Nerophis lumbriciformis (worm pipefish)
Lineage: Eukaryota; Metazoa; Chordata; Actinopteri; Syngnathiformes; Syngnathidae
Source: RefSeq, a predicted model, not a curated record